CCUUGCGCCGUCUCGGCGCAGUGGCUCUCAAAUGAAUUCGCGCUCUCACGAUUUUAUUUCGCAACUCUUCCGCCGGCCCAUCUUAUUCGACCAUUGUAUGCGUGUGUAUACCUAUAUGUGUGUAUGUGUACGAAUUCUUCGAGAACAACAAUAACAAAUGCAGGCGGAAAGCUUACGCGUCCGAGUUUUUCAGCGGAGGCUUAUUGUGUGAUUGCGUGUGGGCACGACGAGAUUUUGCAUUGUAAUUUUAAAUAUUUAAACUUCGCGGGAUUUCGAAGGAUAUAUUUUUGCGCGAUGCCGCCGAAUUGCUGGAAACCCCCGAAAUUCGACUUCUGGGGAUUCUUCAAGUGGGGUAUCUUCACCAAGAGAAGGCUGUCGAUAAACUACGAGUGUAUACCGCUGAUAGCAGUGAACUGCCUGGCAAUAGCGGCGCUGCCCUUCGUCAUCUGGAGCAGGACGUUCGUGACGACGAUCGACGUGACGUUCGGCGGACUUCCUCGCUGGGAGAUACCCUCGCAGCCGACGUUCUUCGACCUGCGCCACCCCCGCAACCUGAAGUGGAUGAAGACCGACGACUGGAAACCGGCCAUCCAUCUGGACAACCGCUACCGGUUGAUGCGCGGCGAGCCGAUGUUGGACGCCAACGGCAACGAGACCGACGAGAUCGGCGAGGACGAAACCGCCGGACAGGUGGCCGAGACUCGUUAGACUCAAGAAAAUUCACCGGUACAUAAGGGAGGAGAAAAAAAAUUUUUUUUUUUCGACAGUACACAUGCUACAUAUACAAUCCAGUCGAGUCAGUUUACUAUAUGUUGCAUAAUCAGGUAACUCGAAUCUCGGGAUACCCUACUAUGUACGCACACAUAGGCGUGUUGUGUACGCGGCUGCUCUCUCGGGUUGCUUUGAAGUUGCGUAAGUAAGUCUGACGGCUGUUAACUUGCGCUCGCUCGUGCGGAUAUAUCGUUGUGAUCGAUUUUUCGACGAAAUUCUAAACCGUAUACACACACCGACGAUGAACAAUAAAGAAUAAAAGCAAAAGCUUGCGUUCCGAGUUUGAGACCUGUUGCGAGAUCUCCGUGGAAAAUUGAACGUCGGCUAUUCCGCUAAUUAAAAGCGUCGAGAAGUUCGAGUCUCGAGUUUUAUUCAGAGGAGGAGCAACGAAGUUGAAGCGAGGAAGAAAAUUGAAGGAAAAAAAGUGCAAAGGGCCCCAACCUUGAGUACACACAGCUCCGCGCGCGGCCUCGAGUGAGAGAGAGAGACAAAAAGGGCUGUGGAAAAGCAGACGAAAGUGCGUCCAAGGACUGCUCUGGAGUAUAGGAAGCACGUGCGACCUCGCGACGCGCAGUUCCUCGAACUCCUCUCUCGCGGAUUGCCCCUUCUCCUUAUAUCUAUAUCUAUAUGUGCGUGUGUGUGUGUAUGUGUGCGCCGCUGGCUCCAGACGCCGGUCUGCCGCGGGUUUUUCUUUCUAUACACACACACACACACACACAUGCACAGUCGCACUGCUCCGAAUUGACUUAGCUCUGUGUUUCUUCGAGGAGAUACUUUCGGGAAAGUGGAUUUUCGAGUGGGGAAAUUAAGUAUACCGUCGCGGUCUGGAAGAUCGUUCCGUCGAGUACUUAAUAGUUAUCGUUUAACGAAUUCUUAACCAAUCGCAUCCAAGCAUAUAGAAGCCAAAACGUUAUACACAGAGGAGACGGAGAGCGUGUAACUGUGCGAUAACGCGCGAACCACUGUCGAUCCAUUAACAGCGUCAAUACACACACACGUUUCUCGGAACACUUGCCUCCAAUAAGAGCUCCCGCGUCGGCGAACCAAUAUACGCUUCUCGAUUAAUUCGUCGCGAGACUAUAUAAGCCUAGAUCCAUAUUAUAGACAACGCGCGAGGAAGAAUCUCAACCUGCCGAAAAAUUCUACAACCGUAAGAGUAUACACUCUCGUGUACAAGCCAUCUGCCGGCCCGCAUCGUGAGAGAGAGAGAGAGAGAGAGAACCCUUUCCUCUCCUCGAGCGCUUCUCUCUCCCGUUUCAGCGCACGCGCUCCUGCUCUUUGUUCGCGCGCGCGCGCGAGCGACGCGUUGCCCCUGGCAACGGCGCCGCGAGAGAUCGCUUUCGAGAAUUUUCCCCUUCGAUUGCCCAUUGUGCGUAAGGACGGAGCUCUGUGUUGAGUGUAAUAUGUGUAGCGGCUAUGCGCACUACUAUAUAUACUGAUGUCGAACGAUGAUGUGUGUGUGUGUAUGUGUGUGAAAAAAAUUUUCGGCGUGUGUAUAUAGAGGUUUUUUGCUGAACCGAGAGUAGCGGAGCGGAGCCGAGCGAUGGCAUGAUUGCGGGCAGUGCCAACUGCGGAAGUCGAAACCACGUGGAGUCGCCGACUUUUGAAGUUAAAUUUACGCUCGAGUAAUAAGAAACUUUAAUAAAAUUUUAAUUCAAACCACUCAAAAUCCUCCCCCCCCCCAUUCUUCCCCUCCCAGAACUCUCUUAUCUCCCCUGGCAAUUUGAAUUUUCGUCAUCAGCAGCGUAGCGCGAGCGAGAACCUCAGCGGUUUUAUCUAGACUCUAGAUCCGCAGAGAGCGAAAGCGAAAGCUUAGGCACAGGCGGCUGAAGCGAAGGCGGAAUGAAAAAAAAAUGAUCGAAUGAAAAUGUGUGUUGUAACGAGAGCAGCGAGGAAUAGAGAGACUGUGGAAAGAGUAUCCACAGCGGUGAAAUCCACCGCGAAAGUCAAUGUCCGAGUAUAGAGUAUAUAGCCACCGAGUGUUUAUAUUUAGAGGUGUUUAGAGCCUUACAAGAUCGCGUGUCGCAUUAAUCGACGAUCGUCGCGUGCCCGCGCGAUUUGUGAGGCAUUUCCGAGGGUAUUAAAAAAAAAGUAGAGCCUCGAAUUUCGAGAGAUUGAUUGUAUAACGAGGUGGACGUAUCGAUAGCUAUAUAGUGUUAAGGAGCGAGGAAAAUCGAUAAGGAAGACACUGGGAUGCAAAGUCUCUAUGCGAAAUUUUCUCGAUGCAUAGUGAGCAGUAAAGUUUCUGGCAGGUCGUAAAGCCGCUACGCGCGGAGCUGCACGUCAGAAGUAUUAUAGAAAUAUAUACAAGACGACGGGCCGUUAUCGCGGCAUCGUUAAAAUUACGAGAUUUAUGUAUACAGGUAUACGGACGGUAAGAGAGAGAUCGUUGGGUUGUGGAGAAACGGGAAGUGUGGCAAAGUGUCUGGUGUAUACAACAACGAGUAUAUAACGUAAGGAGAAAAUUCUACGCUAGACAAUAUACAAGUAACUCUUAUUCUCCUCCUCGAAUUACAUGCAACUAUCUGUGUGAUUGUGUUUGCGUAUGCAGCUGUGUACACUUACAUAUUGCGUGUGUGUAUGUGUGUGUAUAAGAUGGAAGUAUAAACAAUCACGCGAACCUCCGGAGUAAGGAUGUGCUAUUAUUUCACAAGCCAUUAUCUAAUGUUUAUAAAUAUAUGUAGUGCCGAGUAGCAAGAACAAAUCACACACACGUACACGUACAGGCACAAUCGCAAGAGCCGUCUCGCGCGUCGCUCGAGAGAGAAAGAUGCGUAUCGCACACGUAGUCAUCGUAUUCGUCGUUGUCUGAGAUCGCGCUCGCCCAAAAGUGCCAAAAGUUCAGGUAUUAUUAGUAUACGGAUAGAUCGGAAUCAUCCGCGACGUGUGCGUCGCUUUAAAAUAAGCCGCCCACUUUCGAACUCGAAUUUUCAUGCGCUUACGUAAACGAGAUCUCGCGCGGUGAAAGUAUGCGUAAAGCUCGCUAAAGUCCGAUGUUUAUUGACGGCAUUAUUAAGCGGAAUUAUCAUAAGUUGAAUUUUCGCGAGAGAGAGAAACGUGUACCUAGAAUGCGAUAUGGAAUCGCUGUAACUCCGAGCUGUCCGCUAUACGUAUACGUGAUACGCGAAGGUAAACAGAGAGGAUGAGCGAAAAAAGGUAAACAAAUGCCGGACGUACAAGUAUACGUGUAUAGGGAAGGGGAUGAGAGAACCUAUUAUAGUCGGUUCCGAAUCUCGGUUAUACGAAACGACACACUAUUUCGUUCGUGUAUUAUAGCGGAUCGAUGCUGGUUUUAACGUAAAAAGUAUCGAUGUAACAGCUUCGACUCCAGCUCGGGGGCGGCGGAUCGUUGUAUAUAGGUGGUGUAUAUACGAAAAAAAUACCAAUUACCAUAUGUAUAAAAGUCGAGCGACAUAAUUACGUUAUACCUUUGUACAUACAAAAUAUACGAGAAGUAAUUAAAAUAAA
Molecule: messenger RNA, 4239 nt
Organism: Nasonia vitripennis (jewel wasp)
Lineage: Eukaryota; Metazoa; Arthropoda; Insecta; Hymenoptera; Pteromalidae
Exons: 4
Coding region: 124-708 (194 amino acids)
Source: RefSeq, a predicted model, not a curated record